Cooperia oncophora is the source of this 333-nucleotide messenger RNA. The record is from the annotation of a GenBank genome assembly. NCBI's taxonomy places the organism in Eukaryota, Metazoa, Nematoda, Chromadorea, Rhabditida, Trichostrongylidae.
AUGGAGCCCGUUGCGUCUGCUGAAGAGUCCGUAACGGCGAAGAAGCCCAAAGUGAGUGAAGUGAAAGUGGAGCCGCAGCCUUCGGAAGAGGACGAACCGAUGUUUUCUGAGGACAUGUCUGAGGAACGAAAACGAUUCCUGGCUGGAAAAUCUUCAGCUGAAGAUGAGACCGAGGCCAAUCAGCACCAAGUCCCCAAUGGACAACCAUCCACGGCCGAGCCCGAAUCGGAGCUCGAAACUGGCACUACCCAAAAUGACGUCACUCCUGCACCACCCAAGGAUUCCACGUCAAGUAAGUGCUCUCGCCUUGGAUUUACCUUGAUAAAACCUUAA